Molecule: messenger RNA, 357 nt
Organism: Gigantopelta aegis
Lineage: Eukaryota; Metazoa; Mollusca; Gastropoda; Neomphalida; Peltospiridae
Product: protein trichome birefringence-like 32
Exons: 4
Coding region: 1-357 (118 amino acids)
Source: RefSeq, a predicted model, not a curated record
AUGCUUCCGAAAGAAAAACAAAAACCUAUUAACUGUAAAAUCGUCCUAGCGUCUCUAUGUUCUUUGGGCAUCAUUGCUGCCCUUGGCGUCGUGACGUAUUUUCAGGGGCAGGAUUUAGCGGCUGUCAAUCAACGGCUGAGGAACAUCGAAGAUGCGGUUCAUGAACCAAGGAAGAAGCCCUCUCCCUCUCCUCCCCCCCCCCCCUCUUUUCUCUCGUCCCCUUUCUUCUCCCUCUCUCUUUUUCCUUCUCCCCUUCCCUUUCUUCCCCCCUUUCUUUCCCCCCCCCCCCCCUCCCCCUCCCCCCCUUCCCCCUUCCUUCCUUCUCCUUCCCCUUUCCCCCCCUUUGUUGCUGCUUAG